Messenger RNA from Branchiostoma belcheri (Belcher's lancelet), 1587 nucleotides. Its product is annotated as immunoglobulin superfamily member 10-like. Bases 1 to 1587 code for a protein of 528 amino acids. Gene Ontology annotation, molecular function: protein binding. The transcript is spliced from 2 exons. The record is from RefSeq and is a predicted model, not a curated record. NCBI's taxonomy places the organism in Eukaryota, Metazoa, Chordata, Leptocardii, Amphioxiformes, Branchiostomatidae.
AUGGCGACGUUGAUGACUUUCAAACGGGCCAUACUUGUGUUGUGUCUUACCUGGGAGGUCACAGGACAAAAUGUCACCUGCCCAAAUAAUUUUAGAUGCCCCAAAGGCUCUCUGUCGUGUCUCAGUUACCACAGCCGUGACAAUAUUUAUUCCAUCCCUUCUCCACUGGCGCCAAGUUUGGCAAGAAUAAGUAUAAGGCAUCAAAACAUCACAAACAUUAAGGUUGGAGAUUUCCCCCUUCUGAAGUCUCUGGGUAGCAUGCGUAUACAGGACUCUAGGGUUGCCAGUAUUCAGUCAGAAUCAUUCGCAACUUUGCCUUGUCUCAUGGAACUAGACCUUACUGGUAACAACAUCAGGAAACUGGAGCCAGAUACUUUUAAGGCACUGCAUAAUCUGAGGAUUAUGCAAUUGAGUAGAAAUAGGAUACAUUCUGUUGACCAGGCAGCUUUUGCUGUGCUACCAAAACUGAAAACGUUGGGUUUGAACAACAACUGUCUUUUUAGCAUUCCACGAAGCAUUGCGCUGCUGAAAUCACUUAGACAUUUGAGUUUUCUGAACAAUAUCAAAACAUUCCCAAUACGUGUAGAAGAACUGUCAAGUUUACCUGUAUCGGACUUGGGUAUGAACAAGAUAGGAUGUGACUGUGGGGAACGAGCAGCUAAGAGAUGGUUACUUGGCAGUCCACAUACACUGAUGUGGCGUGUGGUAUGUAUUGAUAAAUUCACUGGACAGAUGAUGUGGCUGAAAGAUAUUCCAUGGAGCGACCUGACUUGCCCAGCACCCAAAGUGUCUGUAACAUUAGAAAAUCGAGGAGAGAACGGCAUAGAGGCCAUCUGUCAGACAUACUGCGAAAAGGGCCUCGCCUUCUCGUGGAUUCUUCCGAACGGUGAGCACAGCUCUUCAAGUUACGAGUACUCGACAAACUCCACUCACAUCAGGACGGUGACUUGUAAAGGGUCGGACGUAGACAUUUCGGAGACUAAGAGAAUGUGCUCCUCAGUCUUGAACAUACUUGACAAAACCAUAGCAGGGAACUACACUUGCAUAGUGACAACUAACUAUACCAACUCUGCCAUAGCAUCCGUCGUACUAACGAUCAGUAAUGCUACAGACAACGUUGUAAGAAAUACUACACCAACAGACGAGUACGUAAUAUUCCUACAUGAAGAAGACAAUAAUUCGAAUGGACUGCCUAGGUCAGAGGUGAUCAUCUAUACAGGAGUGGGAACUUUCUUCUGUUGUUGUGUUGUGUUUGUCAUUUGCAUGAUAAAACGUAGACCAGUGUCUGAGGGAAAUGACGGGCAGGGUGUCACAGUGGAAACACACUACGAAAACGACGACCAGUUUCCAGAGACGAAUCCGGAUAGGCACUACGAAAACGACGACCGCUUUCCGGAGACAAAUGGAGGUACUCAUCCGGACGGACACUACGAGAACGACGACCAGUUUACGGAUGCAAAUCCGGAUGCAGUCAAACACUACGAAAACACCGACCAAAACAGAGAGGAGAGAUCAGAUAGACAAUAUGAGAAUGAAAUGAAAGCAAACGCGGCAUUUCAAACAUGUGAAGUUUAUGGGGACACUUAG